AUGUCAGAGCAGGAGCCUCUCCUCGCCACCACAUCCAACAACCCCGAUGUUGAAGCUGCUAACGAUGACUCUCCGUCGAGUUCGACACUCUCGAAAUGGCGCACACGCGUCGGCGAGGCCCUCGAGGCCAAAAUCACACACAAGAUUGUCAUUGCCUUGAUCAUCAUAGAUGCGACAUGCGUCGUUAUUGACCUUGCCUAUACCCUCCUCUCCAAGGGCUGCGAACCUGCAGGUCCCGAUGCCCCGCUCUGGCUAGACAUCCUUUCCGAGAUCUCCACCGCCAUAACCACAUUUUUCUUGAUCGAAAUUCCUCUCGCACUUUGGGCCUUCGGAUUGUCGUAUUAUAAUCCGUUUGGAGAAGAGCCUCACUCCUCGUUGCAUUUAUUCGAUGCGGUCAUUAUUGUCACGACGUUCGUAUUAGAGGUGGCACUGAGAGGACGGGAGAGGGAGUUGGCGUCACUUUUGAUCAUACUGCGGUUGUGGAGGCUUGUCAAGCUUGUGGGAGGUGUUGCAGUAGGGGCAGGCGAACUGGAGGAUGAGACCAUCAAGGAGCUGGCAGAGAUCAAGCGAGAGCUGGAGACGACGAAAUCUGCACUGUCGAAGGCAGAAAACGAGAACCAGAAACUUCGCGCUCGCCUGGCCAGCUUGAAUGCUGAAGAGCAAGAUAAUUGAUAUCAAAUCUGGAUUUACCUCGUUUGAUACGCACACUCCGACUAUAUUGCUACUUCCACGCUUCGACACUGCU
Molecule: messenger RNA, 745 nt
Organism: Stereum hirsutum FP-91666 SS1
Lineage: Eukaryota; Fungi; Basidiomycota; Agaricomycetes; Russulales; Stereaceae
Exons: 3
Coding region: 1-672 (223 amino acids)
Biological process (GO): proton transmembrane transport
Cellular component (GO): plasma membrane
Molecular function (GO): voltage-gated proton channel activity
Source: RefSeq, a predicted model, not a curated record